AGGAUUAGAUGGCUUAUAAAUAAGAACAAGUUUUGGUUUUAAUCGGAAAGCACAGCCAUAAACAUCAAAGGAAGCUACUGUUGAAAGCACAGAAAAUAUAUUUUCUAUAAAUUUAUUGAUGUUCAAUCGCCUAAAAGCUUAUGGAGAAUAAAAAAAGGAAAGGUCGCAGCAUUGUACUGGAACGACAGGAUCGCGUCUCGAUCGUGGGAUGCCAACGGAUCUACAUCAAGGACAAAACGAAAAAGGUUAAGGAACUCUACCGCCGUCAAGCGGUUGGAGUUUCUGGUCCUACAACCAAAAAGACGGAAGCAGCGGACUCUUCCUCCUCACUGGACUUUGAGAAAAUUCAGCGAACCCGCGCACAGGUAGAUGUCUUAUAUCGGAAAAUCGAACAUGAGAUAGAUAAAAUGAAACACUAUCGCAAUCACAUACUCAAACGCAAGGACACUAGGCCCAGAUUAGAAAGUACGGAGAUGACAAAGGCAAAGGACAUGACCUGGGGGCAGAGCUUAAAAGCAAAUCAAACUAAAAUCAGUCCCCCGGACUCCAACAGAUGUCCUAUUUCUGCUCAGAAACACAAAGGGCCGAAAUGUCGUACUAUUGCAGUCAAGAAUUCACCAGAACUGGAAAUGAAAACCUUAGAAGUCGACAAAAGAGCCAGUGGAGGAUGUUGUUAUUGCUUUAGAACCUGCUAUCAGAACUAUCCUAAUAUGUACCAAAAUAACUGUGGAAAUUGUUAUUGCGCCUGUAAUGGCUCCUGCAAUUGCAACAUGGCAGGAUGUUGUCAACAGUUCAACCCUUGCAGUGGCAUCGACGGAGAUAUAUCACCUAUUCAGGGUACGCCAUUUGAUUUUCCCUAUAGUAUUUGUCCGCGUCAAACAAACAGAAGAAUGGUGACCGAUCUAAAUACCGAUGAUAUUUGUCGGCAUCGGUGUUCCAAUAUGACUGAGCGUGGUUUAUCACCAAAGUGUCAAAAGGAGAGCUCGAAUCGAUCCAGAUUUUGCGAUAAGAAAAAUCUAGCUAGGAAUGAGAAAUCAAAUAAAAAAUUGGAAUGUAAGGCAAAGGAGGAAACUACACCCAUUAAGCCUGAAAAGAUUCCUGUAAAGUUACCAAAAGUCAAAAAAGAGCAGACGUCUUUAGUGGAUCGUCACAAAACUAAAAUAAAAACUGAAAAUUUGAUAGCAAGUGAUUUUGUUUCAUCAAAAGAUAUAAAAAAUGAGGCAGAUCCAUCCAUGCUUUGUAGCGAAGAGCAAGCGGAUGAAAAGAAGACCCGCAUGUACGAAGAUUAUUUGAAUCUAUAUAAGAAGGAGAAUUGUAUUAGUGAUCUUGAAGGGCCUCUGGGGUCAAAUCCGACAUACACAAGGAUGCCAUGUGAAAAGGAUAUUAAGAGGGAAAUAGAUGGAAAACCUACUAUAAAACCUGUUGAUUCAGCUCCUUGCUCUGAUUCAGACAGGAUUAAGGAUCUGCCAAUGUGCAACUCAGAUGAAAUUUCUGACGAAGAUCAUUGCUUUUGCGAUAAUAAUCUUGAGGCUCAAGGACUUACUGAUGAAUGUCUCUACUAUGAAAACGCUCUUCAUUACAAACCGAUAAGUAGUCCUCAUCAAUGUUAUGAAGAGAAAAGUCCAGACGAUGACAAUUGUAUAAGUGAAGACGGGGAUUACAGCUUUCAUCUUAAGCAGCGAGAAAAUAGAAGAUAUUGCGACGAUUUCAGACCUUUGGCUUCUUGGAACUAUACCAAUCCAACGGCAAGUCGCAUGCAUUCCCCGCAAUCCUUGAGAUCAAUGGAUAAAGGUAGUAAGUUGGUAAAGCAGGAAAUCAAGCGAGAGUACUCCAAGGAACAGGACUUUGCGAAAACGAUUCCAAAUGGCGAUAGGCAAGUAAGAACGAAGGAUCCGCAAUAUCAAAAGGCUUCCUCAGUUAGGCAGGUCCUAAGGGAAGCCAGGAACACACAGACGGAGAAUCUUUGUCGGGAAGAGAGACCUACUCAAACGGAUACGCGACCUAUGAUAGAAAAGGCUGCUCAAGUUUGCCUGGGGCAGGAACAUUACAGAGAACGUGUGGAUUCACCUUUACCAACUCCAACCCGAAUAAUAAAUUCUCCUUCGAUAUUUUCAUCCCAUGUAUCCAGUGCAGAAACUAUAAUUAAAAAUGAACAUUACGAUAAUGUUUCCCCGGCUAGUGAAAAACCUCGUUAUAACUCACCAAAUUCUCCUAGCUUCCAAUCUUCAAGGAAUAUGCAACAAAUGAAGGCGCCUUCUCUUAAGAAAUUCGAGCAACAGGAUAAUGAUGCAAGUCACAGAUCCGGUUAUGGCCAUGUCUAUGAAAAGAGUGAACACGAAGCUUUAGAUUGUGAUCAAUAUUAUCCCAAACAGCCAUCGUAUAGACCGCCAAAGGAUGUUUCCUACACACAGCGUAUUCCACGAGACCUUCAAAGCACCCAAGUUAGCCAGCACAGUCCUAGGUCACAAAGCCAAUCUCAUAGUCCAACUAGAUCUAUGAAAACAUACGAUAGUAAGACAUCGCCAAGUAGAAACUAUCCCGUUAAAGAUCAUUCAUUUUGUUCCCAAUUUUACCCGGAUUCCGGGCAAUAUGAUCAUAAUCAACGAUCUGUUAGUCAGGAAUCUUACAAUACUCGGCGGAGAAAUCACAAACAUAGUAAGGAUGGUCAUUUCGAGGAUGACAGUGAUGACUGUAGUAUGGAUUUCCCUACAGACUACGGAAGUUGUGUUGAUAAAAUUUCGUCAAGAUAUGUAGAGACUCGGCCUGAAUGCGACCGAUAUGAAAAGGAGCUGGCGAAUAAUCAUCACCGGACUUACAAUCAGCGUUCAUCAAGGUCGUGCAUUUCUUCCCCAAGACAUUAUCACCCUAUUGAAGAUGAAGACGUUCCAGUUUUGAAGACCGUCUGUGAAAAGCGCACACGAACAGUUACUUUCGAAGACGAUUGUGGGGAACUAACCGAGGAGCAACAUGUAAAGGAAAAUUGUCAGAGUCUUAUCGAUUGGGAUCGAGCCGUCAAAUAUCAUAUGGUGGACAACGAAGAGGCGACCGAUAAUACUAGUAGAUCUAGUAGCUCCGGGAAUAACACUUGCAUCGAGUCCACCUGUUAUGAUGACUUCGAUAGUUGUGAUGAGGCACAGCCCCUGGCCGAUCAUAAUCGGAUGCCUCCGUUCAAUGCUUGUCCCUGUAUGUACCAGACUUAUAUCACCCUGGCCGAAAUGUGCCAAAAAAAAGGUGGCUUCAUUUGUUAGGAGUCAUUGACCUGAGAGAUUCGCGCCGGGCGUUACAACAAAUUUUUUAUUUCGUUUUUACAAUCUUUAAUAUAUUUUUACAAUUUCGA
This is a messenger RNA of Drosophila eugracilis, 3337 nucleotides long. RefSeq lists its product as uncharacterized. NCBI's taxonomy places the organism in Eukaryota, Metazoa, Arthropoda, Insecta, Diptera, Drosophilidae. The coding region runs from base 141 to 3248 and encodes 1035 amino acids. The record is from RefSeq and is a predicted model, not a curated record. The transcript has 3 exons.